This is a messenger RNA of Ochotona curzoniae (black-lipped pika), 2431 nucleotides long. It is a transcript of the gene MPPE1, whose product is annotated as metallophosphoesterase 1. The transcript is spliced from 11 exons. Gene Ontology annotation, cellular component: endoplasmic reticulum-Golgi intermediate compartment. The record is from RefSeq and is a predicted model, not a curated record. NCBI's taxonomy places the organism in Eukaryota, Metazoa, Chordata, Mammalia, Lagomorpha, Ochotonidae. Bases 306 to 1484 code for a protein of 392 amino acids. Gene Ontology annotation, biological process: GPI anchor biosynthetic process; endoplasmic reticulum to Golgi vesicle-mediated transport. Gene Ontology annotation, molecular function: phosphoric diester hydrolase activity.
CGGGGACUGACCUGGCUUGGCGCCGCUGGCACGCUUGCCGAACCCCGGGACAGCAAGGGUCGCGUGUCCGCCGUGGGCCUCGCGUGACGGCGUCAGUAUCCGAAGGUCAACACGCUGUGACUGGGUGCAGACACCCAAGUUCAGUGCUUCCUGCCACCUCCUAUCCCUGCGUAGCCUUUGUCAAAAGACGCAGCCAAGACCCGGAGACUAUGCCUGCCCUCGGUGUGUCCCAGCUUUCCGUGUUGAGUUCCUCGUGGACCUGACCAUUGGUGGCUGACAUCCCCCCCAGGAAGGGCAGCGUGGCCAUGAUCAGAUGGGCACUCCAAAGGCUCACUUUCCAUCUGCUCCGGAGGAGAAGGUCAUUGCCGCUCAAACUCGCAGCCAUUGUCUUCGCAGGGCUCUUCUUCUGUGAGUUUCUGAUCUAUUACCUAGCGAUCUGCCGGUGUCACUGGCCUGAGAUGAAAACACCUGCCCGUGGCCGUGGGAGAGAUCCUGUGCUGAGGGCCAUGUUUCUGGCUGACACCCACUUGCUCGGGGAAGUGACUGGCCAUUGGCUGGACAAACUACGAAGGGAAUGGCAAAUGGAGAGGGCCUUCCAGACGGCUCUGUGGCUGCUGCAGCCGGAAGUGGUCUUCAUUCUGGGGGACAUCUUUGAUGAAGGGAAGUGGAGCACACCCCAGGCCUGGGCACAUGAUGUGGAGCGCUUUCAGAAAAUGUUCAGACAUCCAAGUCACGUGCAGCUGAAGGUCGUGGCUGGCAACCAUGAUAUUGGCUUCCACUACAGGAUGAACAGAUACAAAGUAAGACGAUUUGAGAGAGAUUUGAACUGUGAGAAGCUGUUUUCUUGGAAAGGAAUUAAUUUCGUGAUGGUCAACAGCGUGGCCCUGGAAGGGGAUGGCUGCAGCAUCUGCUCUGAGGCCGAGGAGGAGCUGACGGAGAUUUCCCGCCGACUGAAUUGCUCCCGACAGCAGGGACGUAGUGCCAGCCAGUGUGGAGUGGAGGAGCUGCUCCCUGCGUCUGCCCCCAUCCUCCUGCAGCAUUACCCACUGUAUCGGAAAAGUGAUGCUAACUGUUCCGGGGAAGACGCGGCCCCCCCAGAGGAGAAGAGCAUCCCGUUCAAGGAGAAGUACGAUGUGCUUUCUCAGGAGGCGUCUCAGAAGCUGCUCUGGUGGCUCCGGCCACGCCUGAUCCUGAGCGGCCACACGCACAGUGCCUGCGAGGUGCUGCACCCGGGAAGCGUCCCCGAGAUCAGCGUCCCGUCUUUCAGUUGGAGGAACAGAAACAACCCCAGUUUCAUCAUGGGCAGCAUAACAGCCGCGGAUUAUGCCCUCGCCAAGUGCUACCUGCCAUUUGAGGACACGGUUCUGGCCAUCUACUGCGGAGUAGCCAGCCUCCUUGUGCUCCUCAUCUUGAUCCACUUUCAGCUUUUAGCCCCACCUUUUCUUUUCGGUGGGUACCUGUUCCGAUUGCCCACGAUACGGUGACAGGGAGGAGGCAGUCUUUGCAUCUGGUCAUCAGUGUCACAGCCAAAGGAAGCCACCUUCCUCCAGAGCUCACGUUAAGAGUCGAGUGGACAGUGACCAUCCAGCAUGGGGCCUCGUUGGCGCAUGCUGCGGAUGUCCCAGGUCACUGACGCGAGUGGCUGUAGAAUAAACGGCUGUACUAGUCUCAUGCUAGCAAAAUGAGACAUGUACUUUACAACAGAUCCGCUUCCUGGUUUUUUGUCUUUUUUUUUUUUUUAUCAAAGUUGCUUUUGUACAGUUUGUAGAUGCUACUGACACUAUCACUCGCAUGCACAAGACAGUCACGCAGUCCUUGCUUCCCCGGGAGCGCCCAGAUGGCACACGUGGGGCUCAUGUGCACCCAUCUCCCAGGCUUGGUUCUCAACCUGCUGCAGACGGGGGAGGCAGAACGCUUGGAAGCACGGCGCAACACGCAGUGACAUCUUGGUCUUCACGGACUUGUCUCCUGAUGCAAGUGCGAUUCUUAAGAGAAGCCCCGCUUUCUCUCCAGAAGGCUACUUGUUGUAUCUGCAUAGAAUGCCUUUCAGCGAAUGCAAGACAGUCGCGACGUGGAGAAGAAAAUGGGUCUUCCUUCCUUUUUCAUCCCCCUCACCCCACCCCCGAGUCUGGUUCUCCUCCUUGUCCUUAAAAAAAACUCAAUCUUUUAAAUGGGAUGCCUAGAGAAUUAACUAAUUUUGCAUAACGGCAGCGGGUAACUUUAGUUUUUGGGUGGAGAUGCAGCUUGGGUUGCUUUGGAAGUAUAGGGAGACGGAAGACAUAGUGACACAGCGCAUAUGUGGCACCGGCUGCUUAAAAAGUUAUCCUUUUGUGGAAAAAGUGGUGUUGAAGUCUGAAUUUCUAAUGGAUUAGGGAAUGCUGACUCACAGAGCGCACUUGAAAGUACUAAACAUUAUAAGAAGAUUCAUGGA